UUCCCAAGCUGUCUCCUGCUCAGGAAGAAGACCAUGAAGAGCCCCCUUGUGCUGAUUGUGCUGCUGUCCUUGCUAGUGGCCAAGUUCUGCCAUGCUUACUGUGUUGAGUCUCAGGAGCCACAGCUGCCCAGUGGAAUCCAAGCCAAGAAGAGCUCAGACCCUUACAAGCUGCCUCCCUCUUUGCUCCGGAGAUUGUAUGACAGCCAAGGGAUUUCUGGUGAGGCACUCAUCAGGCUGUUGGGCAAGGAAGAAAUAAGUCCCCAGGCACUUGCCUCUUCCCAGAAACGAGACAUGCAUGAUUUCUUCGUCGGACUCAUGGGUAAAAGGACCACAGAACCUGAUAAUCCCAUACCAGAUAAUAGGGAAGUGCUCACUGAUUUUGGAGACCUAAAGUACUCACCAAAUGCAGAAUGA
This is a messenger RNA of Varanus komodoensis (Komodo dragon), 414 nucleotides long. RefSeq names its product tachykinin precursor 3 (gene TAC3). Bases 34 to 414 code for a protein of 126 amino acids. The transcript has 5 exons. NCBI's taxonomy places the organism in Eukaryota, Metazoa, Chordata, Lepidosauria, Squamata, Varanidae. The record is from RefSeq and is a predicted model, not a curated record. Gene Ontology annotation, biological process: tachykinin receptor signaling pathway; positive regulation of blood pressure.